Messenger RNA from Theobroma umbraticum, 1306 nucleotides. RefSeq names its product Josephin family protein. The record is from RefSeq and is a predicted model, not a curated record. Gene Ontology annotation, cellular component: nucleus. Gene Ontology annotation, molecular function: cysteine-type deubiquitinase activity. NCBI's taxonomy places the organism in Eukaryota, Viridiplantae, Streptophyta, Magnoliopsida, Malvales, Malvaceae. Gene Ontology annotation, biological process: protein deubiquitination.
AAUACAGUUCCUCUGCACGUGCUGAGUUUUCCCCCAAAACGUCCAGCCCAAGCCAAGGCAAGGCAGGGCAAGGCAACGCAAAUCCCCACCCAGAUCAAUUAAAGGAAGGGAACAUGUUUUAUUUAUUUUUUAAUGUGUUUUUCUUCUUUCUUUCGUCAUCAUCAGUGUCUUCUUCCUCCCAUUGAAGCUGGAAAAAGCUUUUAGGUUUUGAUAAAUAAAAGGAAAAAAAAAUUAACUGGAUUGGGGGCGAUGGAAGGAGCGAGCAAUGGCGGGAUGUUGUACCACGAGGUACAAGAAUCGAAGCUAUGCGCUGUCCAUUGUGUCAACACUGUCUUGCAAGGGCCUUUCUUCUCCGAAUUCGAUUUAGCGGCUUUGGCCUCCGAUCUCGAUACCAAGGAGCGCCAGAUGAUGCUCGAAGGCACCGCCGCCGCUGGUGAUUUCCUCUCCGAGGAAUCCCACAAUGUCUCCCUCGGCGGCGAUUUUAGCAUCCAGGUUUUGCAAAAGGCUUUAGAAGUCUGGGAUUUGCAAGUUAUUCCCCUUGACUGCCCAGUUGCUGAACCUGCCCAAAUUGACCCUGAGCUGGAAAAUGCAUUCAUUUGUCAUUUGCAUGACCAUUGGUUUUGUAUCAGGAAAGUCAAUGGAGAGUGGUAUAAUUUUGACAGUCUUUAUGCAGCACCACAGCACUUCUCAAAGUUUUAUCUCUCAGCCUAUCUGGACUCGCUAAAAGGAUCCGGCUGGAGCAUAUUCCUGGUGAGGGGAAACUUUCCAAAAGAGUGCCCCAUAUCUUCCUCUGAAGCUUCUAAUCGUUAUGGGCAGUGGCUGUCCCCUGAGGAUGCUGAGAGGAUAACUAAAUCAUGCAACUUAACAGAGACUCAGAGAAACGAUAUUGAUCAACUGCCUCCUGAGCCGGUGUUUUCAUUGGAUGGGACAGACGUGCAAUUUUCAGAUAUAGAAGAUGAGGACUUGAAGGCUGCAAUUGCUGCCAGUCUAAUGGAUUCUUCCCCAGCCACAGCCAGUGUUGAGGCUAGCACUUCUAAAACCGAAAAUAAAGAUAGCCAGGAAAAAACUGCAUAAGAAGAAAUAGGUUCUUUUUGUUUUUAUAUUUACUGGUCAAGUGACAAUGAUUCAUGUCAGGUUUUUAGAUGGUUUGAACAAACAUCUUUUGGCGUGAGGUUGUUGCAUUGUGCAGUAUAUACAUUCUUUACACAUUUUCGAGUUGAAAUUUAACAUUGUGAAAGGCACUUUUCUGAGAUAUAUAUCCUCCUAGUUAUGCUUAUAUAUGAUCAAAGCUUCAGGGUUUUAGCCA